Messenger RNA from Equus quagga, 7321 nucleotides. RefSeq names its product calcium responsive transcription factor (gene CARF). Lineage: Eukaryota; Metazoa; Chordata; Mammalia; Perissodactyla; Equidae. Gene Ontology annotation, biological process: regulation of transcription by RNA polymerase II. The coding region runs from base 597 to 2756 and encodes 719 amino acids. The record is from RefSeq and is a predicted model, not a curated record. The transcript is spliced from 21 exons. Gene Ontology annotation, cellular component: nucleus. Gene Ontology annotation, molecular function: RNA polymerase II cis-regulatory region sequence-specific DNA binding; DNA-binding transcription factor activity, RNA polymerase II-specific.
CGGAUCUCAAAGUCGCUUUUUAGGGCGUUCUCCAGGAAAGCUCCCAGAGGGGGCCUCCAGGAGACAGCGGUUUAGAAUCAGGCGGGGCGCGCUGUGUGCAGGUGAAGACGACUGAAGCUGUCCUCUUUUCCCUUGCCUGAAGAUGUACUGAAAUUACUAGUAGACACCCGACAUUUAAGUCAACCUUAGAAUAUGGGAAGUGAUUUAAACAAUUGUAAGCGAAAGUCUUGAAUCUGAGCUCUGAUGCUGUCUGUGAUCUUGAGCAACUCACUUGACAGCUUUGGUUUUCUUCCCUAUGACUCGACAUAAUAAGAUCUACCUCAUAGGCAUUGUGAGGAUUAUAGGGAAUAAUUUGUGAAGGUGUCAAAGAGCAAAGAGGUAAAAAGAGAAAAAAUGCUGCUAUGAAGAUAUAAUUAUAGCUUUCACAUAAAUGAAGUUACAACUAUCAUGAUUUAGUGCCCCAAAAGGAAGAACUUCAGUGAACAAGAGAGGGCAUUUUGUGGGUAGUAGAAUGCUCCAGGCCUGGAAUUUAAACUUGAGCUACUGCCUGAAGCUAUUGAAUAAUUGAAGAAAAUGGAAUCGAAUAUGAUAUCAGCAUGGAGCAGUCCAGUGAUUCCUUAGGAGUCAACCAUAAUGAUUCCCAAGAGUCACAGACAGAUUCUCAGCUUCUAACGUGUAUGGACUCCAGGGACCCUUCCUUUGGACAAAAUGGUUCUCCUAGAGUCUUACCCAUUACUACUUGUGAAGCAGAUGAUUCCCUCACAUCACAGAAUGUGCCAGGGCCCCUGACUCAGACUCAGACUCUUUCUGCAGAGCAGUUCCAUCUAGUGGACCAAAAUGGGCAACCUGUUCAAUAUGAGCUUCAGUCCUUGGGGGAUUCUAACGCACAAAUGAUGAUUGUUGCCAGCCCGUCAGAAGAUGGACAGGUGCUUCGUGUAAUUCCAUCCACGCAGACAGGAAUGGCCCCAGUGGUUAUACCUCAGGGGCAGCUUGUGGAUGUGACUAGUCCUCAGGAUGUCUCUGAGGAGAAGCCCAGUGACAGAAAAUUACCUGUUGUAAGAGUGGAUGCUCUAGCAGACAACAGCAGCAGUUACAUUCUUCAUCCCCAAGCAUCCCUCACAUUGUCCAAAAAGACAGUGACCAGAAUGUUUGAAGAGCCCUUUCUGGGCCCCCUCCAGACACUUUCUUCUAACACACCCAUGUGGGCCUGCCGUCUUAGGAGCUGCGAGAAAAUUGGAGAUUCAUAUCGUGGCUACUGUAUAAGUGAGACUGAAUUGGAAAGUGUCCUAACAUUUCACAAGCAGCAAACACAGAGUGUUUGGGGGACCCGCCAAUCUCCGAGCCCAGCCAAGCCGGCUACACGCUUGAUGUGGAAAUCUCAGUAUGUCCCAUAUGAUGGAAUCCCGUUUGUCAAUGCAGGGAGUAGAGCCGUGGUAAUGGAGUGUCAGUAUGGGCCAAGGAGAAAAGGUUUCCAGUUAAAAAAAAUCAGUGAGCAGGAAAGCAGGUCUUGUCAGCUCUACAAAGCCACUUGUCCAGCCCGGAUUUACAUUAAAAAGGUGCAGAAGUUUCCUGAAUAUAAAGUUCCUACAGACCCUAAAAUUGAUAAGAAAAUAAUCCGAAUGGAGCAGGAAAAAGCCUUUAAUAUGCUAAAGAAGAAUUUGGUGGAUGCUGGUGGUGUUCUUAGGUGGUAUGUACAGUUACCCACCCAGCAGGCUCAUCAGUAUCACGAAUUAGAGGCUCCUUGCCUCCCUCUGUCACCUUCCCCUUUUCCUAUGUCUUCUCUUGAAGAAGAGGACAGUGCAGUUAGAGACGAGAAUUGUGCAUUGCCCUCACGUCUGCAUCCUCAAGUAGCACGUAAGAUUCAAGAAUUAGUGUCACAGGGAAUAGAACAAGUGUAUGCAGUAAGGAAACAGCUAAGAAAAUUUGUGGAAAGGGAACUGUUCAAACCUGAUGAGGUACCUGAAAGACAUAAUUUAUCCUUUUUUCCAACUGUAAAUGACAUAAAAAAUCACAUCCAUGAGGUACAGAAAUCCUUGAGAAAUGGAGAUAGUGUAUAUAACUCAGAGAUUAUUCCAGCAACGCUUCAAUGGACUACAGAUAGCGGGAAUAUUCUCAGAGAAACUGUGACAGUUACAUUUGCAGAAGGAAAUUCACCAGGAGAAUCAGUUACCAGCAAAGUGCAGACAAAUCAGAUAAGGAGUGCUUUGUCUCCAGAGCCAGCCCCCUUGCUUUCCUCAUUUGAGCCAAAAAUAUUUACACAACUACAGGGUUUGCAUUUUCAACCAAGAUUCACCUCUCCUGAUGGAUCACCGGCUCCGGUAUCAGUAAAUAACCAUCCGUCCUCCAGUCCUUCAAGACUUCUGGAUUCAGUAGGAAGUGCUGUAAUGAAUAAUAAUUCUCCACUGCUUGGUCAGAGUCAUAGUCUUCAGACAGAUUCAUGCCUAACACAAAGCAGUAGUGUUGCAUCUACUGUGGGCAACCUUCCAGGACCAGAUCAAAAUCUGGUUGCAAUGGACCAGCUGGUAGAAGUUGGAGAUGUUGAGGAUGCAGAGAAUCUGGAAGGAAGUGUUCAUCGGAUUCUCUUGGAAGAUGUGCAGAACAUUCCAAUACAGAUUAUAGACAGCCACUCAGCUCUCAUUGAAGAAAAUCCAGAAGGUACCAUUUCUGUGAACCAAGUUAAGCAAGAACCCAAAGAACCAGCAUUGUCUAUGGACACAAAAACAAUUUUGGACUAUAAGAAAUUAUCUACUACGUAAAUUAUUGAAGCUUUUCAGACUUUACAACUCUGGUGACUGCUGAUGUCAUAGAAAAGAAGAUAAUUUGGGGAGCUUUUUGAUAUCAGCAGAGGAUUUUUCCCCCCUAUUUUGUACUGAAGAUUUAGCUCUGGUUAGAAAGGAAUUUGAGUUGUAUUUAUUUUUCUAUGCCAGAGUUCUUACUGAAUCGAUGGAAUUAGAAUUUAUAGUAUUUCAAGGUAGAAACUGGAACUAUCAAUAUUUUCAUGUUAUUUUGGAGAUAUUUUAAAGGAGCCAGCAUUUGACAAACUGGGAGGUCCCAUCAAAAUCUGGUCACCCUGGAAACAGCGUGCUUUUCUGAGGCCCUUUGAGCCUCCUGCACAGGGUCUUUCCAAUGAUGAUGGCGAGUUUUUUCCAGGAGAAAAAGAAGUUGGUCACCUAGGUUAAGUGGAGCAAUUAAGACCAUAUUUAGUAUAAUUACAGAGAGAUGUGAAUAUGUAUGCAAUAUUAUUGCUCUGGUUUGUUUCUUAAAGAAUUGUUGCACUUAAGAUGGUAAAUUCAUGGAAUGCUGAAGUGGCUUCCUAAAAGAGCUGCAGCAUGAAAGGAUGGGUGCCAUCCUUGAACGUGUAGUAUAUGCGUCAAAUCAGAGACCUCUGCAUGGUGCUGUGUUCCCAACAGCAAGACUACAUGGGGCAGAAGCAGGAGUGGCCCCAUUUACCAUCAUUCCCAAUGACACACUGGGAGAUUUUAUGCCUCUCAUCCCUUUAACUCUGGGCUCUGUAGGGUUGGAGGUCCUGGUGCCCAAAGGGGGCGUAGUCUUGCCACGGGGAACACAAAGCUUUUAUUGAACUUUAGGAUAUGGCUGCUGGCAGUGCACUCUGAAGUCCUUGUAUCCAGACAUCAGCAUUCUGGCAGGGGUGCUCGACCCUGCUCAGCAGGAAGAGGACAUGUGGAACCCAGAUGAGCCAUUUGGGAACUUUUUGGUCCUCCUGUCUCAUUGUAGCUGUGGAUGGACGCAUGCAGCAGUCGUCAGCCUGAGAACAGUAUGAUGGCUCGGACCCCUCAGGAGUUAAGAUUUGAGUCACCCCACCAGUAAGUCCCCAAGUCUUACUUUAGAAUGAGGGAAAUCAGAAUAGCUAGUGAAAGAGGGAGAGCAUGAGUACCAGUUGUAACCCCAAAGAUCAACUGCAGUGUCAGAGGUCCCUUCUGAGUUUCCCCUCGGGAACACAGGCCCGCAGGAACCAUGGUAGACCUGCACCCUGGACCUGUGAGAAAUCUGUUCAGCGCAAGGGGCGAGCUGUAGCAGCUAUGAAAAUAAGCCACUCAGAGCUGUUUCUGCAGAGAAUUGACAGAUGGCCCCAGUUGCUAUGCUCUGACUCUACUGUAGUGCUUCUGCAGAAGCUGUGCUGCUCCCGGGCUGCUCCCAGCCGAUGACUGAGCAUGGCGAAGGUCCGAAGGCAGGCCCAUUUCUCUGAGAAGGAGGACUCUUGAUGGGUAACUUUGAUUCGAGGUUCCCCCAUCAGCCUUGCAGACUUUACUCAAUACCAAUCAGGUCCUUGCACUGAAAAACUCAAGCUAGACUCCAGAAACCUCAAAAGUAUCUCACCUUUGCCCUUACCCCUCAGAGAUACUGCUAAGAUCUGUCAAGGUAAUAUUCUUCCUACCACAGUAAGCAGAAAACUUAGUUUUGCUUUAUCAACAGGUUAUUUUGGUUGGUGGUAUUUUCAAGGAGUUGGCAUUCAACAGAUGAAAAGUGGCCAUCAUUCAAAAAAGCAGGGGUAAGAGCUUCAUAGGUAGAAGGAACAGUAAAUGCAAAGGCCUAGAGGUGGAAAAAAGUGUUAAAGGGCAGAAAGAAGGCCAAUGUGGCAUGAGCUUAGAGAGAGAGCAAUAGAGAAGAUGGUAUGAGAUGAGGUCAGGGAAGUAUAGAAAGCCCUGGAGUCCAUGGUAGUCAUAGGGUCAACUUCAUUCUGAGUACAAAGAAAACAAUUAGAGGGUUUUGAGUGGAGAAGUGACAUACCUUGGUUUCUAUGUUGUAGGAGCAUGAGUUGUGGAGGGACAUGAAUAGAAAUGGGGAGAGCAGUUAGGAGGUUAUUAUUGCAGUUACGCAGGUGAGACCUUAGGUGAUUUGGAACUAGAUUGAUAGUGAUACAGCAGGCAAAGAGAAAUGCACAAAUUCAGGAUCUGUUUUGGAGACAGAAUCAUCAGAACUUGCAGAUUGAUGGGCGGUGGGGGGUGGAGAUGGUGUGUGAAGGAAGAGGAGGAAUGAAGAAUGACUCCAAGGUUUUAGUCUCGAGCUGCUGUAUGACUGGUAAUGAAUUUUACCGCUUUGAGGAAAACUGAUGGGGACGAAUAUUUUCAGAAGAGAAAAGCAAAACCUCUCUUUUAGACCUGGCGAAUUUGACUUCCAAAUAGAAAGAUUAAGUAGGCACUUAUAAAGUCUAGAGAUCAGGACUGGAGGUAAACAUUUUUUGUGAUUUAUCAACAUGUGGAUGGUAUUUAAACUAGAGAACAGAGAGAUCACCUCAAAAGAAAAUGUAGAUAAAGAAGAGAAGAAUCCCCAGGAUCUAGCCCUGGGGCCCUCCAACAUUUAGGUUACCUAGAGCAGGAAAGAUGGCUAAGAAGGUAAAAGGAACACCGAGAAUGCUUCAAACUGGUCAGUUGAGUCUACUUUGGAACCUGUGAGGAAAUGGAGGGGCAGGAAGUACCUCAAUAUUAGUUGCUAAUUGAAACAAUCUCUUCAGUUCCUUAGCCAACAAAUACAUAUUGAGUAUUGUAAACAGGGGUGUCCCAGAAACAUUACAAUAUAAGGUAACCAGUCUAACUGCUGCUUAACAUACCAUACUUACAUACAACGCUCCCUUGCAGCGAGGGGCAUCAGAUUUCUAGGCUUGAUUACAAAAGUAUUUUGGAAAAGUCUGUCUUUCUGCUUUCUUGUCUUUUUUUUUAACCAACUGUCUUAAACUAUCAAUUUUUUGUUGUCUUUUAAUACAUUAUUCAAUUUUAGAUUUAAUAAACUAUUAAACUUCUUCACUUAUGUUGCUUUUACCUAAAAUAUGCUUAGAUGGAAUUAUGAAUUCUGGCUUUAAAAACAUGAUUAGAAUUAUGUAAAUAUGUUAACUCUCUUAAGGUCUUUCCUCUUUUUUUAGGUUUGGUUAACAUUUGAAAAUACACUGUAGUGUUUUGAUAUCAGAAUUACAUUCAUCAAAAAUAUGGAUGUAUUUAGACUUUCAGGAAGAAUUUAACCAAAGGAUAUAGGCAGAAAUAAAACAAAACAAAAACAUCUAGCUUGUAGUAGCUACAAAACAACGUGUGGCUUUCAGAGUAAAAGACUUCUAUAUCAGUUGCAUAAUAGUAAUUCUUUAUUCAUGAGGUCUUUUUAUUUCCAUGGAAACAUUGAGGUCGUUUUAAUUUUUAAUUACACUAGAGUUUACAGUUCCAUAGAUUUUAACUCUGUUGUAGUAAGCACAGAAGCUAGGGCUUUACCCAUUUCCACUUUAAAAAGUACAAAAGAAGAAAAGAUGGUUUAAAAUGACCAUGAGUUUCAUUCAGUUUCAAGCUUUAGCUGUAUAUUGAUUAUUUCUAAUUUUUCCUAAACCUGCCCUGCAAUUUUAUAUCCAAUUACUUCUUCUGUUUUUGUCUAUACCCUUCGGCUAAAAGUAUUUUCCCAGGAAGUAAACUAAAAUAGGAAACUCAGCGGGGAUGUUGGUGGGAUAAGUAGCACAUGAGGUGUGAGACUGCUGUCAAGUGACAGAAGGAGCAGAGAACUACUUCUGCCACCUGCUCAGCUCGGUAAUCUUGGGUGCAUGCCUUCAUUUCUCUGGCCCUCAACUUCUUCACCUGCAACUUGAGAGAGUGAGGAUGAGUGACAGAAUUCAAUGGUUCUCUGAAAUAUGUUGGCUCUAUGGAACCCAUGACUUUGUGGAAACUAUCCACAUGGCCCCGAUGUUGAUGACAGUUCUCAUGACGUGGUGUCUGUCACAGGGACUAGGUGCAGGUCAGGAACAGGAAGCUAUGGAAUGAGACAAAUUAUUCACUAAAUGGGUCUAAUACAGAUUUUAUAGCUAGAAAAUCUUUUAUUUCUUUUCCCUUUCUGUAUCAUUAAAUUUCCAGAUAUAGAAGUUUUACAGGUUCUGUUCCUAUUCGAUUAUGGUCAUUUUCAGAAUGCAAAGGGCACAGGGAAAGGAACUGACAUUUACUGAAUAUCUACUGUAUAUUAUGCAUUGUAUUUUCACAUAAUUAUUUUUCAAUCUUUAUAGCAGUCCUAUAAGCAGCAAUUACUAUUCUCAUUUUAUAAAUGAGAAUUUGAGACUCAAACGAGGAUAAUUCUGCCAAGUGCUAGUCAACAUUUGAAGAUACAGUUUAAAAUAUCACUUUGAAGUUUUACUGUGAACUGAGAUUUAGCUUCUUUCCUAUUUAUAUUUGCCAGUUGUCUUUAUCAGUAUUUUCCUACCUAUUGGUUGAGAUCCCUGAAGGGUUGUAGAUUACUUGCAGAGGGAUAUAAUAAUCUAAUACUGUCUCUAAACAAAUAAAUGACUUGCAUGUAUGCAUAUGAUUAUUUGUUCAACUGCAUUAAUAAAAAUAUGCAUUAA